AUGGAUCAUCUACCAUCUUCGAUUGAGGCUAUACUAGGCCGCUGCCUAGCCCACAGACGAGGCCGCGAUUCACUCCUUCUUACGCGCGCAUCACAAUCCGUUUCUCGUCAACCAUCAAUUGUCCUCGUCACCUCCUCCCUUGGCCCAUCCGGCUCAUCAAUAUCACCAGAACACACUCCCUUGGGCGAAAAUACCUUCCCAACAAUAUCAUGGAAGCUUCCUCACGGCUUAGAGGCGCUGGUUUCCAGCUACGUUAUAAUUAUUGAAGAUCCCGACGCACCAGGGCCUCAGCCUGUUGUUCUCGGCUUAUACUACGGCAUCUCACCCCAUAAAACAAAACUUGUUGCGAAAGACUUUCGCCCCUUGGUACGAAUCCCAAAAGGUCAUCGAGGCUGCGGUGAAACCCCCCAUCUAGCGGGCGGAUUCCGGUACGGGAUUAACUGGGGCCAGAACAUUUGGAGUGGACCCCGACCGAUCUUAGCCCAUGGCGAACAUCGAUACUUUUUUCAAGUCAUUGCAUUGAAAGCGGAUUUGGUCACAAGGCUACGCAAUAAGCCUCUGACCAAGGACUGGUUACUUCGGGAAUUAAAACCAAAUGAUGUGUUGGCUUGGGGCGAGUGGAUUGGUACAUGCGAACGCCGACACGGGAGCUAA
Penicillium angulare is the source of this 654-nucleotide messenger RNA. Its product is annotated as YbhB/YbcL family Raf kinase inhibitor-like protein. The record is from RefSeq and is a predicted model, not a curated record. The transcript has a single exon. NCBI's taxonomy places the organism in Eukaryota, Fungi, Ascomycota, Eurotiomycetes, Eurotiales, Aspergillaceae. Bases 1 to 654 code for a protein of 217 amino acids.